Tetrahymena thermophila SB210 is the source of this 417-nucleotide messenger RNA. Its product is annotated as ribosomal protein L23, putative. Lineage: Eukaryota; Ciliophora; Oligohymenophorea; Hymenostomatida; Tetrahymenidae. Gene Ontology annotation, molecular function: structural constituent of ribosome. The transcript has 4 exons. The record is from RefSeq and is a predicted model, not a curated record. Gene Ontology annotation, cellular component: mitochondrial large ribosomal subunit; ribosome. Gene Ontology annotation, biological process: mitochondrial translation.
AUGAAUAAUAUUGUUAGACUCCCUAAAAAUUUGAAUAUUCUAAAGGAUCCUAAAGCCUUUAAAAACUACUGCUUGAAUCCUUUAGGAUUAACAGCUUAAAAGACUAGCAAUUUCCCUAAAGAAUAAAAAGUAGAAAAGUUCUGCAAUUGGGAAAUGGUUGUUCACAGAGGUGAAAAACCCCUUGAAAAUAAUACAGUUGUCUUAAAAUGCGACCCCAAGCUUGCCAAACCCGAAAUUAAGCAAUAUCUUACAAAAUUGUACGGUCUUGAACUUAAUAAAGUUAAUACAGUCAGAUAUACAGGAAAACUUAAAAACUCCAUUUUAAGAAAAACUUUCAAGACCAAGGAUUUCAAGAAGGUUUAUGCUGUCUUAAAAACUGAAGUAGAACCCUUCUACUAAAAGAUUGAAACUAUGUGA